Molecule: messenger RNA, 336 nt
Organism: Microthlaspi erraticum
Lineage: Eukaryota; Viridiplantae; Streptophyta; Magnoliopsida; Brassicales; Brassicaceae
Source: the annotation of a GenBank genome assembly
AUGGGACGUGAGGAGCAUGGAAGGACUUGGCAUGGACGCAGCUCAACUGGAUACGCAAAGGAAGAAGGAGAAGCCAUCUUGAAGACCAGCUCGACCAUCUACUCGACCAACCGGUCGAGUUCCUCAACUCGACCGGCCAAGCUUCAACUCGAUCGAGCUGAGAAGUCAACAGUCAAACCCGAAAAAUGUUGCUUCCCCCUUGACUUUCCUUUGACCCUAAACCUAAUCCUCUUUGCGAUUCUCCACAUGGAAGUGAUGGAAAUCGCUGGAAAAGAUCCACUAAGAGCUCCAAUAACUCUUGCUCUCGAAAUGGAGUUAAGGGGUUGGAUGGAUUAG